AUGCUUACUCGUCCGGAAUUCGACCCUUUAAAGCACCCUGAAGUCGCCAAGUAUGUCCAGGAAGAACUCCAAGGGAUGACGAUGUUGGAUUGGGUGGAACAAGGUUGGGAAUUUACCGACGCCAACUGGCCGUUCGGAAGAAGCGAGUAUCGUCACGAUGGUGCGACUUACGUACUCGGCCCCGCGAAAGACCUCUUUUCCGAGAUCAUCGGAGGACCAGCGGUGAGGAAUGUUCUCCUAAGGCUUGCCGCAGGUGCAGUGAUCAAGCCCCGGAACGUUCGGUCAAGUCAAUCUAGAAGAUAUUCGCCCGGAAAUACCUAUGCGGAUGGAUUAGAACAGGGAAAGAAAGCAGCCACAAAAUAUCCUCUCAGCUGUGAUUUGGAGAUCUCCAUCAUGUCGAGAAAUCAUCCCGAGUUCCCCGGACUGGCUUUUGCAAGUCUUGUUGGUGUUGGAAACCGUCCUGGUGGAGACCCACAGGUUCUCAGUCACUUUCGUCUUCGUGUCACUCACCCAAAUAUGGAUCAGAACUUUAAUACGUGGAGGAACUUAUCGUACGGCAGACUUCUUGACAAGAAUUGGAUUGACACGGCAAUGGUGCGACAGUGGCUAGUUCAUUGCGAAUUGGAUCAUGGAAAGCGCUGCAAAGAGCACGACUGGGGCAUCAUUAUGCAACGCCCAGAGUUCUUGCGUGUGAUUAAUAUCGACAGACUUUGCCUCCUUCAGCCUCCAGGUCCCGCAAGCUGUCGCUUUUUGGCCUUAUCAUAUGUAUGGGGUGGCAAAAACAAUGUCAGGCUGACUCGAGAUAAUGAGGCUGCCAUGGCACAAUUUCAAGGUCUCCGAAAAUGGCUAGAUGUUCUGCCACGAACUAUUGUCGAUGCGAUGGAAGUGACCAAGGCUCUUGGUGAGAAGUACUUGUGGGUGGAUUCACUAUGUAUAAGGCAGGACUGCGUGACGGAAGCACAAGAGCAGAUUGCUACAAUGGAUCGAGUGUAUGGGAGCGCCUUGCUGACAAUUGUCGCAGCCCAGGGUGGUGAUGCUAACAGCGGACUGCGAGGAGUCCAGAGAAAAGCAUUUGCCACCAAAAACCCAAGUCCGCCCCGGGAGAUCAUACAACAGUCAGCCGAAAUAAAAGAUGGAGCCCAUAUCGUUGCACCGUUUGCUUCUACUCAGAAUCUAUCAUGGAUAAGCUGGGACUCCCGAGCAUGGACUUUCCAAGAGAAGCUCAUGUCGAAACGACUUCUCGUAUUUGCCGGUGAUGAGGUUGUUUGGUACUGUCGAGGAAUGAUAUGCAGAGAGGACAUGCGAAUCGAGGAUUCUGGAUACAUAACCGAGCCCCUCGAAUCGCUUUCGCUAAAGCCUCAGUAUUUCGGCGUUGAUGUUGAUAAAAAUUGGAUAGACGGAAGUCUGGAAGUGGAUCGACAUGGCAGGACACGUGUCGUUCGAUCUGGAACGUUUGCCGCGUAUGCGAAAGCCAUCGAAAGUUAUAUCUCACGCCACAGUACAUUCAAAUCGGAUGUCCUUAGAGCACUUGAUGGUCUGCUCCAUGUGUUUCAGUUGAGCUUCAAAUCGGAAUUCACCGCUGGGCUCCCGAACUGCAUACUUGAUGUUGCUCUCAUGUGGAGACCUACACAGCGGCUGAAGAGACGUGACGGGUUCCCCUCGUGGUCCUGGGCUGGCUGGGAGGGCCAAGUCACAUACAACAAGCCAAUGAACGUUGAAAGAGACGAUACAGGUGAUAUAAAAAUCCGCCAAGAAAGCAGAGUUCGGUGA
Molecule: messenger RNA, 1770 nt
Organism: Penicillium psychrosexuale
Lineage: Eukaryota; Fungi; Ascomycota; Eurotiomycetes; Eurotiales; Aspergillaceae
Product: HET domain-containing protein
Exons: 2
Coding region: 1-1770 (589 amino acids)
Source: RefSeq, a predicted model, not a curated record